Hyaloperonospora brassicae is the source of this 1413-nucleotide messenger RNA. The record is from the annotation of a GenBank genome assembly. NCBI's taxonomy places the organism in Eukaryota, Oomycota, Peronosporomycetes, Peronosporales, Peronosporaceae.
AUGGACGCGUACGAGCAGAUCCGCAUCAUCGGCAAGGGCUCGUUCGGCGUCGUCACGCAGAUUGUGCGCAAAGCUGACCGCAAGAUGCUCGUGUGGAAAGAGGUCAACUACGGAGCCAUGAGUGAGAAGGAGAAGCAGCUCAUCGUGAGCGAGGUGAACAUUCUGAGAGAGCUGCGUCACCCGCACAUUGUCCGCUACUUGGACCGAGUGAUUGACAAGCAGGCGACCAGGAUUUACAUUGUCAUGGAGUACUGCGAAGGCGGUGAUCUUGGCCAGUUCAUUAAACGGAAGAAGCGGGAGGGGUCCUACAUUGAAGAGGGCUUUAUCUGGCACAUUUUCACGCAUAUCUUUUUGGCUCUGAAAGAAUGUCACCGUCACCGCGAAGGCAAUGUCGUUCGUCCCAUUCUCCACCGUGACAUUAAACCCGGCAACAUUUUUCUAGACUCGAACAACAACGCGAAGCUUGGUGACUUUGGUCUCGCCAAGGAGCUGAGCAGCGAGUCUCGUUUUGCGCAGACGAACGUGGGAACUCCGUACUACAUGAGCCCAGAGAUGGUGAACGAGAUGACGUACGACGACCGCUCUGACAUUUGGGCACUGGGGUGCUUGCUGUACGAAAUGGCUACUCUCGGCCCUCCUUUUGACGCAACCAAUCAGUUGGCACUCGCCAAAAAAAUCAACGCGGGCAAGUUUACGCGCAUCCCGUCGCAGUACUCGGAGGGUCUAUUCCAGGUCAUUCGAUGGAUGCUUCAUCGACAGCGCUCUCGACGACCGAGAAUCGAAGACUUGGAGCGUGUGCCACAGCUGCAACAGAGAUUACGCGCGUACUCGGCAGCGAAUGCGCCGCAACCAGCUGCUGAUCCGAAUUUGCAGACGUCGUACAACCAGAAGAUGAAAGAGCUUUUGGGCAUUGAGGAAGACCUUCGUCGACAAGAGGCUGCUCUGAUGGCUCGUGAAAAGAAGCUGAAAGAGCUGGAGGUAGACUAUAUGCGUCGUGAGAGCGAACUGAAGAAACGCGAGCAAAUGCUCGAGAUGAUGGCGCGAUCGGUGUCUAAUAACGCAUCAGCUAAGGUCGGAUCCCCAACCAUGUCGGAUGACUCCAAUUCGAGUGCAGAUAACACCUUUGGCCAAGGAGGUCCUCAGAGCCCUAAACGACGGGGGGACGUCAAUGGCGGUAGUCCUUCUGCUCGUGGCGGUCUUCACUCGUCAGGUGAUUUGAAUGCGAAAGUCGCGCCAGAAGAGGUCCAGAUAAGAUCUCAGCGUGGCGGGGUGUAUCCUGCCAAAGGCCAGAGCAGUCCUUACUAUGGUUCAACAGGCGAUGCGAGCGCCACGCCGUCGACAGCGAACCGACUCCGUGAUGCCCCCGAGCAAGUGGCAAACUUGAUGAAGGGCAUGUGGAAAAAGGGCAAUUAG